AUGACAGAUUGGUUCACCUCUGAUCUAAUCAAGGUAAUAUCGGUGGUGUGUUUAGGUUUUUAUCUAUUCCGGUAUAUAGCGCUAGACGCUAUCAGUAAAUCUAUAGAAUUUAAGGGAAUCAUCUAUGCUGGUUUUGUACUAUACUCGUUGUUAAUAGCAGUCUCAUUGAUCCUGCUUCCUGGAGUUUACAUGGACAAGAGGUAUUUGAUGUUACCAUGGAUCUAUGUACUAGUUGUUACUGUUUUAUAUGAAACUGGAGCCGUUGCUCUUCUUACCACUGUACAUCUAGAGUAUGAAAAGAAGUUACAAUCUUGGGAAAUAAUAUCUGUAUGUUUUUACAUGUUACGUCUUGUAGCUAACUGUUAUUGUUUUGCCUGUGUUGUUUCUCAAUACCAAGAAUUAACAGAGGGAAGAGGAACUUAUGAAUUUCUGUACAAACCAUCAUCAAGUUCUCCUUCAGACGUAGAAGUCUAUACUCCUCCAUUCGGUGCUAACUUACCGCCAUAUUCAAUCGAGGACCAACAUAAAGAAUUUAGUCCGCCUCCUUAUGACAAUUUAUCGUUUGAAACCGAGUCUGAUGACGUAUUUAGAACAGCGACAUCUGCUUGUAUCCAUGGAGAAUGUCGGCAUGACCUGCUUAAUGAUAUUUCAGAGUGUUGUGCGCCGGAUGUAACGUCUCGUGUUGAUAGAUACGAUCCUGAAUACGGAGUGUUACAAGACGCUAUGUCCGGUUCGGUUUUGACUCAUCCCGUACCGGAGUACCGUCUACCCGGUAUUGAUUAUCAAAUGACGACACAUUUAACUUGGUUAUAG
Lottia gigantea (owl limpet) is the source of this 813-nucleotide messenger RNA. RefSeq lists its product as hypothetical. The record is from RefSeq and is a predicted model, not a curated record. Lineage: Eukaryota; Metazoa; Mollusca; Gastropoda; Lottiidae. The transcript has 7 exons. Bases 1 to 813 code for a protein of 270 amino acids.